AUGUCUGGCGCACACGAGAAGCCGCUCAAUGAGCUCCUCUCCCGCUCCAUGGUCGACAUCUAUGUUGGCGAGGAGAACACUCACUGGAUUCUGCACGAGAAGCUGCUGUGCCACCACUCGCCCUUUUUCCGCAAGAUCUUCUAUGCCAAGGGCAGCAACACACAAAGCUUCGGCCUCCCCGAAGAUGACGACAAUGCCUUCAAGACAUUUGUUGGAUGGCUCUACAGCUCUUCGCUCCCCGUGCCCCGCGAGGAGUCCGACCUAGGCGUGCUCUUCGAACUGUACCUGAUGGCCGAGAAGUUCCAAAUCCCCAAUCUCAUCGCCGAUGUCCUGCAAGUUGUGCGCGAAUGGUACAAGUUCAGCGACUCGUACCCCGGUCUCCGUCGCGUGCAGUACAUCUACGCAAACACCGAGAACGGCAGUCCCAUGCGCCACAUGCUUGUCCAUUCUAUUGCGCGCAUGAUGGUGCUCGAAAAGGGCCUGCCUGCGCACUGGGACAAGGCUCUCCGCAAGAACGGCCAGCUUGCAGUCGACAUCAUCUGCGCCAUCCAGGACUGGAGGCUGGACGAGGAAGUCGUUCCCGACGCGCGCGACGAUCCGGCCGAGGGCGAGGACCUCAUCGAUGUCGACGAGCAGAUCAAGCAGAACGAUGCCGAGCUCGAGCAAAAUGCCGACAUUGAGGACAACGCGUCCGAGUCUGUCGACGGCGCCGAGGGCGAGGAAGUCGAAGCCGAGGGCGAAGAGCAGGAGGCUGAGGACAAGGACAACGAUGACGCCGAGGAGACCGACGACACGGUCGUUGGCAGCCCUACGCAGAGCAAGCACGACAUCUCGAAAGACAGCAAGGACCAGAAGGCCACCAACGGCACACGAAACAAGGUUGACGACCUGAAGAAGGACUUCAGCAAGUUCAGCCUCAACGUUGUUCCCAACGGUCUCACCAACGGCGACUUCGGUUCGCUCAAGGCGUAA
Ascochyta rabiei is the source of this 972-nucleotide messenger RNA. RefSeq lists its product as uncharacterized. The transcript is spliced from 2 exons. Bases 1 to 972 code for a protein of 323 amino acids. The record is from RefSeq and is a predicted model, not a curated record. Lineage: Eukaryota; Fungi; Ascomycota; Dothideomycetes; Pleosporales; Didymellaceae. Gene Ontology annotation, molecular function: protein binding.